CAUACUAUACCAUAUUGUAUGCUCAAAUAAAAAUUCACACCAAAGUCAGUGUUUGGUGUUCAUCUUCAACCCCAACUGGUUUGGUGUGUUCUUAUUUCACACACAACACACACUAUCCAUCCCUACUCACACACACGCACAUCUAUAUGUAUAUAUCUCCAUGUAUCUCUGGUACGCGCGCCUCCCCUUAAAUCGCUCUGCUUCUAGAUUUCUCUUCGUGUGUGUGUGAGCCGCUCUGCGUGUGUGUGUGCUGAAUAGUUGUUGCUUUUAUACAGUAUAUAGAUAGAUAGAUACAGAAACCAUAUAUAUAUAUAUAUAUAUAUAUAUAUGUAGAUUCAGUAGGCGCAUGACUAGGAUUUGAUGCAUGCAAUUGAUUAACCGCCGGAAAAUUCUCAUAUGGGGCACAAGAAGCGGAACGCCGCUCCUCGCUCCAAAAAACCUUCGCAGCUGCCGGCGGCGGCGGCGGAUAUCGCAUCUUCCAACGGCGCCGCUGCUAUCGUCGAUUGCUCCCUUUCAGGCCUCGACCAAUCCGCGGAAUCCAUCAACGGAACAUCUGUUAAAUCAGAGGCCACGAUUCCAGAAAGCAAUAACAAUGUAGUUACGUCUGCAUCAUAUGCUUCGGUAAAGCUCGAGUGCGAACGGGCUCUCACGGCGUUGCGCCGGGGGAACCAUACAAAAGCCCUAAGGUUGAUGAAGGAUUUGUGCUGUAAACACGAGAAUUCGCCGCACUCGGCCUUGAUUCACCGCGUUCAGGGGACUGUGUGCGUGAAGGUGUCUUCGAUUAUCGACGACUCCAACGUUAAACAGCGGCAUGUGAGGAAUGCGAUCGAGAGUGCGAGGAGGGCGGUGAGCCUGUCCCCUAGUUCGGUUGAGUUUGCGCAUUUUUAUGCGAAUUUGUUGUAUGAGGCGGCUAAUGAUGCCAAGGAGUAUGAGGAGGUGAUGCAGGAAUGUGAGAGGGCUUUGGCAAUUGAAAACCCUGUCGAUCCUGCUAAGGAGAAUUUGCAGGAGGAGAGUCAGCAGAAAAUAUCUACAGCCGAGGCUCGGGUUUCUCAUGUCCAGGGCGAGCUCAAAGCAUUGAUACAGAAGGCGAAUAUUGCGUCUAUAUCGAGUUGGAUGAAAAAUCUGGGAAAUGGAGACGAUAAGCUUCAGUUUAUUCCACUCAGGAGGGCUCCUGAAGAUCCGAUGGAGUUGAGAUUAGUUCAGGUAAGAAGGCCAAAUGAGAUUAAAAAGGUUGCCAAGACCGAAGAUGAGCGUAGGAAAGACAUUGAGGUGAAGGUGGCUGCAGCUCGGAUUAUACAGCAGAAGUCAGAGUCUCCCCAUUUGGGAAAUAAUGAUGGGGAUAAGAAUACUAAUAAUAGCAAGGAUUCGGGUCUGGGAUCAGGCCAGAGAGUAGGGGAGAGGAGGAAAAGUGGGAAUAUGAGGAAAACGACAUCAUCAGAUGACAGGAUGGAUUUGGUCAAAUCGUAUUGGAACACUCUGAGUUCAGAGGGGAAGAAAAAUUUGCUGACAAUUAAGAUUUCGGAUCUAAGGGCACAUUUUAAUUCAUUUAAGGAUAGUGCAUUUAGUGAAGUACUUAAUGAAGCUCUAUCUUUUGGGGAAGCUAAUAAAGUUUGGAAGUUUUGGACCUGCUGUCGCUGCAAUGAGAUUUUUGCAGACGCUAGUUCAUUCAUGCACCAUGUUGUGCAGGAGCACUUGGGAAGUUUGUUGCCGAAAAUGCAGUCAAUUCUACCCGAAAAUGUGGAGGAUGAUUGGGUUGAAAUGCUUCUUAACUGUUCCUGGAAACCAGUGGAAUUGACUGUAGCUAUUCGAAUGCUUGAAAAACAAUCAAAAUCUGAUACACAUGAUUUGUUUGAUGAAUCAAGCCAUAGACACAAUGCAAAUGAUUCAAAAGACUGUUUUCUUGACACUUACUGCAAUGAAAAUGAAAGGGACUCAUCACCUGGAAAGAAGAAAUCUAGUGAGGAUUGCAAUGGCAGUAAGCAGGAUAUCAGGAAGUUUGAAGAUGUUGAGUGGAUGGACUGUAAUGAUCUUCGAAGUAGUAAGGAAAAUUCACUCUUUGACUGGCCUUUAUCUGAUGACCUCGAGCGCACAAAGCUUCUUGAACGAAUCCAUUCUCUUUUCGAGGCACUUAUUAAACACAAAUGCCUGGCAUCAAGUCAUCUUAGCAAGGUUAUACACUUUGCUUUGGAGGAGCUGCAGAGUAUAGCUUGUGGUUCUCAACUUGACUUCAAAGUGAACCAAACACCAUUGUGCAUCUGUUUUCUGGGUGCUCCUGAGCUUAAAAAAAUCCUAAAAUUUUUGCAGGAAAUUUAUCAGACUUGUGGAUUAAAUAGAUACUCUGAUAAAACCAACAUGGCAGAUGAUUCCAGUGGUCCAGUGCAGGGUGAUAUUAUGGAGAAGAUAAUACUUACACAAGAUGCUUCCCUUUUGGUGAUUGAUGAGCAAUGUCUUCCCUGCAAGAUCCCUUGUUUAUCCUUUAGCAAUGUUGUUAAUGGUGUUUCGGGUGCACCUAUUUCGUCCCAUGUCAGCUAUGAGAAUGGUGUUAUACUCGAUUCUGAUGCAUUAUUGUCCUGGAUAUUUGCAUUUGCCUCAGCCAGCGAACAGUUGGCAUACUGGAAACGUGUGACAGCGGAAAAAGCUCAGCAAGGUCUAGAAAUACUCCAGUUGCUAGAGAAGGAGUCUUACCAUCUCCAGGGCUUGUGCGAGAGAAAAUGUGAGCAUUUAAACUACGAGGAGGCAUUGCAGGCUUUGGAAGACCUGUGUUUGGAAGAAGGAAAGAAAAGAGAAAAUGCAGUGGGUUUUGUUUGUCAAAGUUAUGAAUAUGUCCUUAAGAAAAGGCGCGAAGAACUCAUCGAAAAUGACUGUGAAAUUACACUUAUCAGCAAUCGAUUUGAGUUAGAUGCUAUUGCUAAUGUUCUCAAGGAUGCAGAGUCCCUAAAUAUGAACCAAUUUGGUUUUGAGGAAGCUUACAGUGGCAUUACAUCUCAUCCCAGUGACCUAGAAUCUGGUGAAGAAUAUGAUUGGAGAAUGAAGGACCAUCUUCAUCAGGUGGAUUCUUGCGUAGAAGCUGCAAUACAGAGACAGAAAGAACACGUAUCUACUGAGAUCAGCAAAAUAGAUGCAAGAAUCAUGAGAAUAGUUUCAGGGAUGCAGCAACUUGAAGUUAAGCUUGAGGCUGCAUCUUACCAUGAUUUCAGAUCAAUCUUAUUACCUUUAGUCAAAUCAUUUGUGCGGGCACACGUGGAGGAUCUGGCUGAGAAAGAUGCUACAAAAAAAUCUGAUGCUGCGAGGGAGGCAUUUUUAGCUGAACUUGCUCAGGAUGCCAAGAAGGGUGGUGCAUUAAUUAAUUGUUCAAAACAUGUGCAUGAGAGGACGAGGGAUAGGAAAAAAAGUAGGGAGAACCUAAAAAACAAGGAUCAAAAGGCUAUCAGUAAUGGUAACUUCCUAGAUCAGACUGAUAAAGAGAUUUUAUUUCCAAGUGAUCAGGAAGUGGAAGACCCAAGUCUUGGUAUUGCUUUUUCUGGACGAGUUGAUGCCUUAAAAGUACAUGAUGAAGAGUACCAACAAAUAAUUGAACUUGAAGCUGAAGAAAGAAAGCUUGAAGAAACUUUGGAAUAUCAAAGACGCGUAGAAAAUGAGGCCAAACAGAAGCAUCUCGCUGAGCAGCAUAAAAGAACUUUGAACACAACCAAUGGGAAGACAGAUUCAUUUGAGAUGCUAGAGGCCUAUUGGAAACAUAGUGAUGAUGACAAAUAUGCCAAUGAGCAGCAGACAAAUAGAAAGGGUCUCGUAAUGCAGGAGGGUGGAUUUUCCAAUUAUAUGGAGGGAACAGCGACAAAUAAUGCAAAUGAGCCUUUGUUGAGAAAUGGCUCACCAAAUGAAGGUAUUCCACAGGAUGGUGGCAAUUAUAUUGAACAACGCUCGGGAAGGAGAGGUAGACGACACAAGGGUCCAACCAAAUUUGUAGAUGGCAAUGAUCUUGGUCUACCUAGAGUUGGGGGAAACUCCCAAGGAAAUGGAGAUAAUGGAGAAAAUACAUUGAGACAGCAUCUUGUAGAAGAGGACGAUGAAGAAAGGUUUCAAGCUGACCUUAAGAAAGCUGUACGCGAAAGCCUUGAUGGUGAAAAUGGGAAAGAGACAUAUGGAACAGGGUUAAAGAAUGAAGUUGGCGAAUAUAACUGUUUUCUCAAUGUUAUAAUUCAGUCAUUAUGGCACCUAAGUCGGUUUCGAGAUGAAUUUUUGGGGAAAGCAUCAUCUAAACAUGUUCAUGUUGGUGAUCCUUGUGUUAUAUGUGCAUUGUAUGAUAUCUUUAUUGCUCUGAGCAUGGCAUCUACGGAUAACAAGAGAGAAGCUGUUGCACCUACCUCUUUGAGAGUUGCUCUCAGUAACUUGUAUCCUGACAGUAAUUUCUUCCAGGAGGGUCAGAUGAAUGAUGCUUCAGAAGUGCUGGGGGUAAUAUUUAACUGUCUCCACCAAGCUUUUACUCCUGCAUGUGAUGUAUCGGAUACAGAACCAGUGGAUGGCAAGUGCCGAGGCCCCUGUAUCGCACAUUUAAUUUUUGGAAUGGACAUAUUAGAGAGAAUGAACUGUUACAACUGUAGCUUGGAGUCCAGAUACUUGAAAUACACAUCUUUCUUCCAUAAUAUAAAUGCCAGUUCUCUGAGAACAAUGAAGGUUAUGUACCCUGAGGAUUCCUUUGAUGAGCUUUUGAACCUGGUUGAAAGGAAUCACCAGUUACCUUGUGACCCCGAGGCUGGUGGCUGUGGGAAGCCUAACUAUAUCCACCACCUUCUCUCCAGUCCACCACAUGUCUUCACAACAGUCCUGGGAUGGCAGAAUACAUGUGAGAAUGUCGAAGAUAUAAAGGCAACUUUAGUGGCUUUAUCCACUGAGAUUGAUAUCAGUAUCCUUUAUCGAGGUCUUGAUCCACAGAACAGACAUCGCUUGGUUUCAGUGGUUUGCUAUUACGGGCAGCACUAUCACUGUUUUGCUUACAGUCGUGAUCACGAUCACUGGAUAAUGUAUGAUGACAAUACCGUGAAGGUUAUUGGUUGCUGGAAUGAUGUUGCUGCAAUGUGUGAAAGAGGACAUCUACAACCCCAAGUCCUCUUGUUUGAAGCUGUAAACUAGCGAUUCAGUAUGCUAAUUUUGACUCCUUGAAGAGGUGAUUUCAUGGAUCUGGUGAUGCAUUCCAAUGUCUACUAUGAGUCUUUCUAACUUGUUGAUGAGAAGCCUGAACUGUAUUAUAAUGUGAAGUGAUCUAUUAUAUGAUUCGAAAAAAGAUGAAAAAAGGGAUCAUUAGGUUAAACUAGGAAGUUUCAGAAAAACGUUGACAUACCCUUACGGAAAUAAGAACUAGGUUUUGGUGCAAGUUGCAGAUGAGGACACCAUCUCCAUCAAGUAUUUUUCCAAUUUUGAUAUCUUUUCUUCUGGUUUGGGUCACCAUCUGUCAAUUUACAAAACUUGUACAAGAAUCUCCUAUACUUAGAUUCUCUAGUUGUUAUCGAAUACAAGAAAACUGUGUAUAGAUCAGAUCCCCGAUCCCUAGGAUACUUGUCGUGAAUAGAAAUUCUCCCUUGUCCUUUCUCCAGGGAAUUUUUUUGGUGUUGGAACACUAUUAAUAACUCUUCUAUGCUAUGAGGACUAAAGAUCUUAGGCAGAAUUGAACAGUAAAGAUAUAGUGUCGUCCUUUUUUACUCUUUUUAACUCGUAUACUUGCUAUUCAUAUAUGUUCUUGCUUUAAUACA
Molecule: messenger RNA, 5747 nt
Organism: Salvia miltiorrhiza (redroot sage)
Lineage: Eukaryota; Viridiplantae; Streptophyta; Magnoliopsida; Lamiales; Lamiaceae
Exons: 15
Coding region: 397-5130 (1577 amino acids)
Biological process (GO): protein deubiquitination
Molecular function (GO): cysteine-type deubiquitinase activity; protein binding
Source: RefSeq, a predicted model, not a curated record